Molecule: messenger RNA, 1392 nt
Organism: Chironomus riparius
Lineage: Eukaryota; Metazoa; Arthropoda; Insecta; Diptera; Chironomidae
Source: the annotation of a GenBank genome assembly
AUGAAUUCCUUAAAAUGUUUCAUUAUUUUUGUGGUUUAUAUGCUAUCGACUAUAAGCACCGCUACAAUUGAUAAGAAACUUGUUUGCUUUUGGAACCCGAUGGCGUCAAACAGAAACGGCAGGGGUAUUUUUACUGUCAAAAACAUCGACCCGCACCUCUGCACUCAUGUUGUUUAUGGAUACUUCAGUGCUGAUUCUGAUGGAACAAUUUACCAGCCUCAGUUUGGCAACGUUGAUGAAUAUUACAUUUAUAAUUUUGUACAUCAUCGAAAAAUAAAUCCAAGUCUUCAAAUAAUAGCAUCAAUUGGAGGUCCUGACUUUCCAACAGACAAUUUUGAGAAAUUAUCCUCAGAUGCCAGCAAGCGAGUUGCAUUUGCUGAAAAAAUUCUCCAAUUUGUAAAAGAUUUUGGAUUCGAUGGUGUUGAUUUGUAUUGGCCGUACCCAAAAGGAACAGAUAAGACAAAUUUUGUGAAGCUUUUUGUGGAAGUAAGCAAGCUUUUGAAAGCAGACAACAAAAGUUUGACAAUCUCUGCAACACCAAAUGGACAGAAUCCAUUGAAUAUGUACGAAUUGAAUGCUGUUGAGAAAUUGGUUGAUUUUGUUAAUUUGGAUAUUGCCAGAAUGUACGACAUUGAUGGGAUGUACAGCUAUGCUGUUCCUCAUGCCCCAAUCCGAUCAUUGCCAUACAAACAAAACCUUGAUAUGGAAACAAUCAUUUCCAUGUGGAUUUCAUCAGGUUUUCCACUUGAUAAAAUAAUCCCAGGAAUUCCAACUUAUGGAAGAUCAUAUUCUUUGAAAAAUUCAUACAUUUUUGGAGUUGGAGCUGCAGUCAUAAGAAAUGGAAAUCGUGGAGAAUAUGGAGCUGAAAAUAUCCGCAAAACUUCAAUUCUUCCAUUCAAUGAAAUUUGUUAUAAUUUAGAGCACAACUCUAACUGGAGACGACUUUAUCACGCUGAGUCAGGUUCACCUUAUGCUGUCUAUGAUGUUAAUCAGUGGAUCAGCUUUGAUGAUAUACAAUCAGUUCUCGAAAAAGUAAAUUUCGCAAUUAAUGUGAAAAACCUUGGCGGUAUUGCAUUUUAUGACCUUGAUAUGGAUGAUUUUGCUGAUAACUGCGGAUAUGGCAACUUUCCUUUGAUCAAUGCCGCUCGACGUGAAAUUUUUAACAAAACUGAUACAGCAACAGAACCACAACCUGAUUACACUACACCAAAUCCUGAAUUUUCGUGUAGAGGCCGGGCUGAUGGAAAUUAUCAAAAUGUUCUUAAUUGCAGAACUUUCUAUACAUGUGCAAAUGGAUUCAGAUAUACAAUGAAUUGUCCUGGAAGUCUUUAUUAUCAUGAGAAUGUCGAUCAGUGUUUGUAUAAAUCUAACAAUAAUUGCGUAGUUCCAUAA